AUGUUCAGGUUCAGGCAGUUUUUCCGUACCUUUUUCCAACAACCACCCAAGCUCCCUGGUGCUCGAACAGCUUCGACUACCCCGGCCUCCCUCUGCGCCCUAUCAAUGGCUUCAUACAUGACCACCGUCACUAAGACCCCCGACCUAGGCCCCGCGCCCCACGACGCCUCCUCCAAGCCGCAUCACGUCAAGAAGCAUGGCAACACUGUUGGCUUCAAAAACUUGCACCCUUCUUGUGGCGAUGGUGUUGGCUUCCCCCAACUCUUGCGACUUGUCGUCUGGCCCCGGUUGAUCGGCGACCUAAAGUCCCCUGACACCUCGCCGCCGACUGUCAAAGUCGUCAAGCCCGAUUUCCUCCCUACCCGCACUGCCUCCAAUAAGCUGCGCGCGACCUGGCUCGGCCACGCCUGCUACUACGUUGAGUUUCCUUCGGGACUGCGCGUGCUCUUCGACCCCGUCUUCGAGCAAUGUUGCUCGCCCUUCUCCUUCAUGGGCCCCAAGCGAUACACGCCAAAGCCCUGCGAUCUUGUUGACAUCCCCUUUGUCGACGCCGUCCUCAUCAGCCACAGCCACUACGACCACCUGUCCCACCAGUCCGUCCUCACCAUCCAGAAACACAACCCAAAGGCCCACUUCUUCGUCGGUCUAGGUCUUGAGACGUGGUUUAGGAACGCUGGCUUGAAAAAUGUAACCGAGCUCGACUGGUGGGAGGACGCCGAGAUCUCUCUGGUCGUGGAGAAGGGCGUCGACCAUAUACCCGAGACCAUCUCCGCCCAGAUUUCUUGUCUACCCAGCCAGCACACCUCUGCCCGCACACCGUUCGACAAAGAUACCACCCUGUGGGCCUCGUGGGGUGUCAAGUCUGCUGGGAAGUCGGUCUGGUUUGGCGGCGACACUGGAUACCGCGCCGUGCCGCGGGUCCCACUCGACGUGGAUGACUACGGCCCAGAGUACGCCCACCUGCCCGUCUGUCCGCAGUUCAAGCAGAUCGGCGACCUGCGCGGGCCGUUCGACCUCGGUCUGAUUCCCAUCGGCGCAUAUUACCCUCGUGUGGCCUUCUCGGGAGUGCACGCAAAUCCCUUUGAUUCUGUCGAGAUAUUCCAGGAUACAAAGUGCGAGCGCGCCAUGGGUAUCCACUGGGGCACGUGGGCGUUAACCCUGGAAGAGGUCUUGGAGCCGCCGAAGCUCCUGCAGGAUGCCAUGAAGCGCAAAGGGCUUCCGCCAACGGGCGUGUUUGAUGUGUGCGAUAUUGGGGAGAGCAGGGAGUUCUAA
Colletotrichum graminicola M1.001 is the source of this 1272-nucleotide messenger RNA. RefSeq names its product NAPE-hydrolyzing phospholipase D. Gene Ontology annotation, molecular function: N-acylphosphatidylethanolamine-specific phospholipase D activity. The transcript has 2 exons. Gene Ontology annotation, biological process: N-acylphosphatidylethanolamine metabolic process; N-acylethanolamine metabolic process. The record is from RefSeq and is a predicted model, not a curated record. The coding region runs from base 1 to 1272 and encodes 423 amino acids. NCBI's taxonomy places the organism in Eukaryota, Fungi, Ascomycota, Sordariomycetes, Glomerellales, Glomerellaceae. Gene Ontology annotation, cellular component: membrane-bounded organelle; cytoplasm.